AUGAUGCUUCUGCCGAACGAGCCGCAGCUUUUCAACUCGGAAAGCUGGACGAAAGAUGUGAGUCUCUUGUUCAAAGGAUUAGAGAGCGCUCGGCCCCCACCGUUGAACAAAAAUACCUCUUCUGGUCAAUUUAUCUCGACCAGGUUUUUAAUCAUCGACCAUAUUGACCAGGAGAUCUUCUUUCCAACGCUCACAUUCAAAGAUAAAACGACAGGAGAGAGAAUAGAGUGCGUUACCGCUUUUCGUGAAUCAGUGGACAUACCAGAAAAUUGCGAGAGAGUAGAAGAAACAAACUUCGAAAACGCCCGUGACCGAAAUUGCUACCUCGCUCGCAUUCCCAAUAAUGACACUGAAUGGGCGGAAGUUCGAUGGCAGAAAAUGUACAAUUCAAAAUCGGAAGAAUCGCACAACGACGACAAGCUCGAGUUCAGCAAGGAUUCCAAAUUCGUGCUGAAGAUGUAUGCGGAUGUGCCUCUCAAAGUGCUUACGGUUUAUCAUGUUCGUGCGAUAUUUUACCCAUCUGAGGAUGACAGAAAUUCUGGAAGCCUUCACGUGAUCGAAGCCAAACAGACUGGGCCAAAAAGUUUGGCCGACGAAAAUGAAUUGCCUCCAAAGGAAACGCUCUUCGAAGACACUUUAGGAUUGCUGUCACAAACGCUGUUGGGAGAUCGUUUUGCUGCGAAGUUUUUGCUUUGCUCACUUGUCUCAUCGAUUUACAUGCGCAGAGCUGAAGUCAUUCUAGGGCCAAUAACACUGAAUUUGAAUCUAAAGGAUACAGCAGUCUAUCGAGCCAAAUCAAAAUCAAACAUUUAUGACAACAUCAGAAUCCCAUACAUAAAAAUCGCAACUAUUCAUCAUUGCGAAAGCUGUUUCAUUGGCAUCGAAAGAGUUCUCAAAGAAAUUGUUCCAUCACUCACCACACUACCUCUCUCAAUCGAUUACCUCAAUAAGCGACCAUUGGCGCCGACGAAGAACUACGAGGAUGAGGAGCUACUUCAUUCUGAUAUUUCUACCCAGGAUCGCGGACCGACCUUAGCUCAUAUCUCAAAGCCUGGAACACUGAUGGUCCUAAAUGAAUGUGGCAUAAGCGCUGGAAAUUUGACGCAAGUUGGAAUGAAAAAUAUUGAAACCCUCAAGCUUUUAAUUGAAGGAACGGUUUUCUCACGGUUUUUUUUAAUAAUGAUUUUCCAAACGAGACCCUCGGAAGAACAAAAACUUGAAUUCGACUACCAGUUCUACAAGAAGGACUUUGAAGUUGAUUCAAAUUGCCUUGUCAUCUCUAAGGGAAAGCCUUUGCUUCCGUUUGAUUACUCCGUUUUGGUGAAAUCAGACAUUGACUUGAACAUUGAAGAGUACUUUCAGCGAUUGCUCGAUACUGCCCGGGGCUCCUGUAUCUACGCAAAAAUCCGAUCGUACCUUGUUUCUUGCAGAUCAAGUCCUUACGAAGUAGGAGACGAGCAAAUGGUCCAGAACUUUAUAAUUGAGUCCAGACGCGCGAACGAAAAACUAGGAGUAAAAGAGCUUCAUCAACUUCUAGUGCUCGCCAGAAAGAAUGACAAAAGCUGCUGCCGAAGUAUGAUUUGGGGAGAGCGCUCUUGGGCGCACUCACUUGAGGCGCUCUGGAAGGGCGAAGACGAUCCACGGUCUACGAUGGGUUGGUACUGGGGAGGUGACUACUUUCGCUGCUCCAGCUACUUCAGGCCUAUAAAGGCUUCAACAGGGACUCGUUUUAUGUACGUUUCUGUAUUGUUCAUCUUCACUUCUUUAUCUGUCUUCCUUCUGUCUGAUAUUGUCAAGCAAAGAUUUUUCGAUGCAUCAUUCGUCUGCAAUACAUUCGUGGAAGGUUACAGAAGACCUUUUUCGUUUCAUUGCGACGAUCUUACCGCUCCAGCUGGCAUCUACAGAAUCUUCUUCAAUUUGUCAUUCUUUCAUCUCUUGCUUCUCGUCAUAACAGUUGGCACGAAAACGAAUCGCUCAGUCUCUGCCCGUCUGCACAAUGGAUUUUGGUUUUGGAAGUCGGCCCUUUUGCUUGUGAAUUUGUACGCAACGUUCAAGGUUAAUAUUUCACCGGCGAUGAAUGUACUGAUGAUAAUUGGAGUCGCCGGCGGUUGCGCUUUUCUAAUUAUUCAAUUAUUCUGCCUCUAUGACUUGGCGACAAAUGUUGCCCUCAGCUGGGAACUAGCAGCUAUUGAACGCGGAUACCACUGGAAUCUUCUUAUUUGGACGCUUUCCCUCCUUUUUUCAGGGAUCUCCAUUUGUGCGUACGUUCUGAUGUUCCACAUCUUCACAAAAAGCUCCGACGGAAGGACUUGUGUCUACAACGCGACUAUAUUCGGAGUAAACGCGACGUUAAGUCUGGUUUCCGUCUUAGUUUCUUUCUUAUAUCUAUCGAAAACUUCCUCAUCUGGCCAUGAUGUUUUACAAUCGUCACUUCUCACCCUUUACGUAACAUUUCUGGUUGGUACAAGUCUCAACUCCUAUCCGAAUAAGGAUAAGUCUGAGUCCUGCCGGGAUUUCACCUUCGUUGAGAAAAUAUUAAGCCAACAGAAUCCGUCUCGUUCAUCGGGUUACAUCAGUCCGAAUGAAAGUUUCUUUGGCGCGAGAACUGUUUCUGCAGAGGAAGCACUCGUCUUCGAAAUCGAAAAUAUUGUCAAAUGGUUCUCCAUCUUCAUAGCGGUACUAUCCGGUUGCUACAGCUCUGUGAUAAAUGUUGCAAAGUUCAAUGAGUUCCUGACGAUUCCAUCGCGCCCAAUGUUUUUGGAUUGCUCAAACAGAUGUGUCUCAAGACCGAAGACACCGGAGGAAAUUUAUGCGCCUUACAUUGACGAUGAAAAGAACAGCUUCAAGUAUACAUACUGGCAUUUGCACUUUGUAUUUAUAUGCGGCUCGUUCUAUAUGAUGGUUACUUUGACAAACUGGUUCGACCCCGCCGCAUCUGAAAGAUUUCGUACGGACCAAAUGGACCAUAUUGCUAAUGGUUCUAUGUCGAUCUUCUGGGUUCGUGCUUCUACGGCAUGCGCAUGUCAGCUUCUUUCUUUACUGACGAUAAUCGUAAAGCUCUACUACAAAAACAGUUCUUUGACACCCCGAUGGAAAUGGUUUUUACAUAUGGGAUUCAUACUUUAA
Molecule: messenger RNA, 3126 nt
Organism: Oikopleura dioica
Lineage: Eukaryota; Metazoa; Chordata; Appendicularia; Copelata; Oikopleuridae
Source: the annotation of a GenBank genome assembly